AUGUGCCCAUCCUGCGAGCCUGAGCAAGCCGCUGCCUCCAAUGGCAAUGCGAACGGCAAUGGCGCCUCCAAUGGCAAUGGAAACCACGACGGAAUGACUGGUAUUGAGACUCGCCAAGCACAAAACGCACGCUACCAGCCAUCACGGAAUCCCUACCAGCCCGUCGGUGACUUUUUGUCCAACGUGAACAACUUCAAGAUCAUUGAGAGCACCCUGCGAGAGGGCGAGCAGUUCGCCAAUGCCUUCUUCGACACGGCCAAGAAGAUUGAGAUCGCCAAGGCGCUGGACGACUUUGGCGUCGACUACAUCGAGCUCACCAGCCCGGCUGCCUCGGAGCAGUCCAGGCUUGACUGCGCUGCCAUCUGCAAGCUGGGACUCAAGGCCAAGAUCCUCACCCACAUCAGGUGCCACAUGGACGACGCGCGCAUCGCCGUCGAGACCGGUGUUGACGGCGUCGACAUUGUCAUCGGCACCUCUUCGUUCCUCAUGGAGCACUCGCACGGCAAGGACAUGACCUACAUCACCAACACGGCCAUUGAGGUCAUCAACUUUGUCAAGAGCAAGGGCAUCGAGGUCCGCUUCUCAUCCGAGGACUCGUUCCGCAGCAACCUGGUUGACCUGCUGAGCAUCUACUCGACCGUCGACAAGAUUGGUGUCAACCGUGUCGGUAUUGCUGAUACCGUCGGUUGCGCCUCGCCCCGCCAGGUCUACGACCUGGUCAAGACCCUGCGUGGUGUUGUCUCUUGUGACAUUGAGACACACUUCCACAACGACACUGGCUGUGCCAUCUCAAAUGCUUUUUGCGCUUUGGAGGCCGGUGCUACCCACAUCGACACGUGUGUCCUGGGUAUCGGCGAGCGUAACGGAAUUACCCCUCUUGGAGGUCUGAUGGCUCGCAUGAUUGUCGGCUCCAAGGACUACGUUCUGAGCAAGUACAAGCUGCACAAGCUCAAGGACAUUGAGGAGCUUGUUGCCGACGCCGUUCAGGUCAACAUUCCUUUCAAUAACUACAUCACUGGUUUCUGUGCUUUCACCCACAAGGCCGGUAUCCAUGCCAAGGCUAUUCUCAAGAACCCCUCAACAUAUGAGAUUAUUGACCCGACUCUGUUCGGCAUCACUCGCUAUGUCCACUUCGCCAGCAGAUUGACGGGAUGGAACGCAAUCAAGAGCAGAGCAUCGCAGCUCAACAUUGAGAUGACGGAUGAGCAGUGCAAGGAGUGCACUGCCAAGAUCAAGCUGUUGGCUGACAUUAGGCCGAUCGCUAUCGACGACGCCGACUCCAUCAUUCACGCAUUCCACCGCAGCAUCAACUCGGGCCAGCCUAUUCAGUCUCUCGGAAGCCUGCUCCCCAACAUGACGGAGGAGGAGAAGGCCGCCCUGGCAGAUGUAGAGCGCCGUGAGUCGAACGAUGCCGAGCAACCGGCGGCCAAGAGGGCCAAGGUCGAGGCUGUUGCAUGA
Molecule: messenger RNA, 1458 nt
Organism: Pyricularia oryzae 70-15
Lineage: Eukaryota; Fungi; Ascomycota; Sordariomycetes; Magnaporthales; Pyriculariaceae
Product: homocitrate synthase
Exons: 7
Coding region: 1-1458 (485 amino acids)
Cellular component (GO): mitochondrion
Molecular function (GO): homocitrate synthase activity
Source: RefSeq, a predicted model, not a curated record